Messenger RNA from Plasmodium malariae, 2172 nucleotides. Its product is annotated as STP1 protein. The transcript is spliced from 3 exons. Lineage: Eukaryota; Apicomplexa; Aconoidasida; Haemosporida; Plasmodiidae. The record is from RefSeq and is a predicted model, not a curated record. Bases 1 to 2172 code for a protein of 723 amino acids.
AUGGACAAUUGUAUAACAUCGUAUUCGACUUUCCACGGUUUGACGGUAUGGAGUUACGUUGUAAAACCCACAUUUAAAGCUAUUCAAGACUAUAUACAAAAUAAAACUUCUACCUUAAAAAAUGAGAAAAAUAAACAAACAUUUAGGCAAGAAUGCUUAGGAUUGGCUGAUUACCUAAUUAAUAAAAAGGUUGCACCAAGAUUUGAGAAUCAAACAAUGUGGGAACUAGCAUUAAAGCAUUGGUUGAAACGUUACUAUAAUAAUCUAACUAAUCAUCAUGGAGGAUGUCCUAUGAUUUUAGAGAAAAAAGAUAAAGAAAUUUUACAAUUAAAAUAUCAAGAAGAAGAUUUCUGUGAUAAAAGAAGGACAGAUCUGAAUCAAAUAAAAGCGUUAAAAAAAAAUUACCCAAGUAAUUGUACUAAUGAAUAUUUAAUGAAAUGUAGAGAAUAUAAGGAAUGGCUUGAGGAUAGGAAGUUUUACUUUGAAAAAAAUAAAAAUCUCUUUAAACAUUGUUAUGAAACAAAAAAAAAAUCCACAUGUAACAUAAUGGAUGAAGAAACUUUUAAAGAAUCUCCUGAAUGCUCAUCCUCCUACAUAGAUAAAAAUUGUAAUUUUGUAUCUGAGAAAAAGGUUAGCGAUACACAAAUGGAAGCUCCAGUUAAAGAUCAAGAUUUAUCAACACCUCAUGCAGAAAACGAAGGCACACAUGCUCCAGAUGAAACUGAUAAUGAGACUAAACAGCAGAUUUAUCAUGAUUCACAAACUCAACUUCAAGAAUCGUCGUCAUUCGAGCUUUUAGAUGAGCAACGUGUAGCUGAAGAAAUUCCAGGCCCAUCAUCUGCACAAGAAGAAACGUCAAUACCUAAUACAGGAACUAAAAAUAAAUAUCAAGUAACACAAGUAGAUCCUGCAUUACCAAAAAUAGUUCCCGAAAGCGAAGAAUCUCCUCCUGAUAAUGCUCCGUCAUCUCCUACCUUAUCAGUUCUUCCAUCAAGAUUUCCUCUUAGUUCUAAACUCUCUAAAAUUCCAGGAAUGAUUAAAAAAAAAAAAAAAAUAAAACGAAGGCACGUGAAAUUCUUGAGAUUACUAUUACCUUCAUUUUCUAAAAACAAAAGUAAGUUUUUAACAGAUGAUCAUUUAGAACACCCAAUAUAUGAUGAAAAAGAAAUCGUAAAAAAAAUUAAAAUAAAUGAAUUUAAAAAAAAUAUAAACUUGCCAAAUCGAAAAAAAGACAGAUCCAAAACCAUAAUAGAAGUACAUAUGGAAGUACUCGAAGUAUGCAGAAAUGAAGAAUGGGAAAACAACAAAGAAGAAUUCUUAAAAAUAUGCAUAGAUGAGUUCACAAAAAAGGAAUAUAAUGCCUAUCCUAAUUUAAAAAAUGAUAAUUUAAUAACAGAAAAUAUUAAAAGUAGCAAUGAUAUUACAAAACAAAAUAUUCUAUGGAAUAAAUGGAUAGAAAGGCAUAGAUAUAUUUCUGAAAAAUUGAAAAAACAGGAUUGGUUUAAUAAUUUAAAAAAUGAAUGGAAAAAAGAACUAGCUUAUAUGCAAGAAAUGGUAAAAUUAAAAAUAAAAUCUUCUAAUGAAAAUCACAAAGUUCUAUUUUUAGAAAGAGAAAAAGAUAUAUGGAAACAAUGGAUAUCAAAAAAGGGUACUAUUAUAGAGCAAUAUUUGGAACAUGAAUGCUUCAAUGAAUCCUCAGAGGAUUUUCACAAUAUAUCAGAUGAAUAUCUAAAUGAAGAUACUAAAAAUUAUGUAUCAUUAAUGAAUAUAGAAGAAUUCCAAAUCAAGGAAAAUUAUGAAGAAUUCUAUAAAUAUGCAAAACGAAAAUUAGUAAGAAAGCUAUGUAUUCUAGUUUUUAUGACGAUAUUAGAAGAAUGUAAAAAGGAGGUGAACUUUGAAAAUAAGAAAUCAUAUUUCGAUAGUUCCUUAAAUGAACUGAAAAAAAGAUUAAGUUCAGAUAAAAUGCCAGAAAUUACAGAAAAUAUAAUUGAAUAUAACAGCAAUGAUUUAGGAUAUAUACAAAAUAAAGAAAUCCAUGCUCAUAUAGGAAAUGAUAGUUUCAGGAAUGAGAUAGAAAACUUGAUAAGAGAAGAUAACGUAUAUAGAAAUUCUGUAGUUAACUAUGGGGCACUAGACAAAUCUGAUGAAAUAGAAGAAAAACAGAUAUUAUAA